GUUGGAACAUGUCACUCGUCCAUUGCUGUACUACAUUAUACAGUGUAUGACUAAUGGAUCACUUGAUAGUGUUUUUUACGGCUGUUAGUGGCUGGGGCAAAUCAGGUUCUUCCCAGAGGCUAAGGAUCAUGAACAGAACACCAGCUAGUGGGAAUAAGGAAGAUGAUUACGGGAAAUGUGCUGUGGUAGGUUACACUCUCAUUUUUCUACUAUUGUUUUGAUAACAAACUCUUUGGAAGAGGCUUAGUCAGGCGACUUGCCAGGUAGAGAGCUUUUAAUGUAAUCAUACAGAGUGUUUGAGUGGAGAAAGGAAAGCUAAAUAGGCAAUCAUCUGUGUUGACAUUCAUGUUGAGAGAACAUGACUAAACACGAAUUUGCCCCAGGGGAAAUGUGUGUGUGUGUGAGAGAGAGAGAGUGAGAGAGAGAGAGAGAGAGAGAGAGAGAGAGAGAGAGAAAACAACCAUACACAUACAGUAUGAUGCUACAAAAACAGGUAAUUAAUACUAUCUUAUUUGUCUGGCACUGCUAUGAGAGGCCUGUCAGAACUGACUGUUACUGGGCAAAUAAGAGGUGGAGAGGGUAGACUUGAACAUGUUACAGAUGGCGACCCUUGACAGGUUCAGCAGUGGACCCCGUGCUGGACAUGGGUUUUGGAACAUUACAAGUAGACCUGGGAGAUUUAGACUGCUGAAAUUGAUGGGUCCCACAGCGCUACUCUACACUCUUAAACGAAUGUGUUGUCACUAUCUGGACACAGAGAUGUGUUAAAAACAACACAAGUUGUGUUUGUUUCCAACGCAAGUUGUGUUAUUUUCAACACGUACAGUAUUGUGCAACAAAUAACAAAAGCAAUGUAAAUAGUUUUAAGACACUGGAAGGAUGAGGGCUGGAGGAUGAAGAGCAGGAGAGCUUGCACAAUGGGUGACUAACACAGCAUAGACCUGAACAAACCUGUUCAGCCUGCAGACAGAAACAUUCCAUUCUUAGUGGGAGUAACGUCUUGGCAGAGCCUCCCAUGUUGACGUGUGAGUGCUGGUCCAUUUACCCGAUCAAAGCAGGAGAACACAGCAACUCCAACACAGCUGAAACCAACAUCUUCAGAAACCUGAUUAUUGUAUGGAACACUGCUUUCAGAUAGAGUAAAGGACAGCUGCCCAUUAAGAAGGGAAAAUGCGAAAGGGUAACAUAGUUGAUUUGGUCAUCCUUCUUUUGACUUGUCCACAACUUGUUUACACAAGUGCGGUGUCCUUGGACAUAGGUCGGGGCUCCCGUGAUGAGCCCUGCGGUGGAGGUUUGUCCCUGGACUGUUCCAUCAACACCUCUGGGACACCUCAGAGUCUCUUCAUGUCAUGGCUGAGCCUGAAGGAAGAACUGUGUACGAUUAAGGACGGACAAAUCAACCAAGCCAAUAGUACUUUGUGUCAUUAUAACAGCAAGACGCUAACGCUAACAGUCACACUGCUCGCUGCCAGGGCCUUGAGCCAGGAAACAUACUACUGUAAAAUGCGCUCCAACCUGGGCGUCGGUGGCGCCGAAAUCGCUGUGCAACCUCCAGCAGUGUGUGAAGGGCUGUUUCAGCACACCGCUCUGCAGAGUCCACCUAGGGAGGAGUGCGUCUUUUACGACGUGUACCCCGAGGACCAGGUGCUCUGGUUCAGCGACGGUAAAGACCUGACGGUAAACACCUCCUCCACGAGCCUGCGAGGUGCCAACGGACUGUUCAACAUCAGCAGCAUCCUCCCGAGGCAGGAGAACAUGAGCAAUCUGAGCUGCAGGCUAAGCAGGCGGGAGUCAGGCCAUGCAAUCCCAGACAGGCAGGCCAAAGUGGUGCCUACCCCCGCAAUGGCGCCUUCAUCACUCAACAGCAGCAGCAGCAGUGCAGACCUCCACUGGCCUCUGUUCUUCACGGGACUACUAAUGCUCUCACAAGUGGAGUAGGCCAAGAGACAGCUACUGUAGGAAAUCAUAUUGAUUCAAUGGGAGCGUACAGUAUGUAUGUUCCCCAGGUCCUACUGUAUGUUCCCCACUUUUUACGGUACCGGAGAACAUAGGACACUUUUUUUUGGACAUUUUAAAAGGGUCCUAUGUUCCCUGCUUUUCCCAAAAAGGGUCCCCGAUUCAAUGGAAUACUUUCAUACAAAGAGUGGGGUUUGGAUUGGAUUUCAAAAUUUUACCAGAAUGUUUCAAAAAUAGGUCAAAGGUCAACAAAAUUUGUACCUCUUCAGCCCAUGCUUCAUCAAGCCAUCAACAUCAAACCACCGGGACAUUUCCAUAUUUGACAGUGUUUGCCUGCCAUAAGCAAUUGAAAUCAUCUGCAAAGUCAGCUUAAAUCUCCACCAAUCUCUGGUUGCUUUACAUGGACUUAAUGUGUAACUGUAAUGUGUGUUUUUUUUUGUUUUUUUUAAUAAAUAAAUACAUAAAUAAAAAGAAUAAAAAUUUAAAAAGAUGUGUGCACACUCAGAAAAAGUCGACCCCUGUAAUGUCCAUCGCAUAAUUCACACUCUGGAUAUAGCGGUGUGUAUGGGUGUGCUUGUGCUAGCAUGAUUACAUGAGAAGGGAGAAUGACGUGCAACACAAGAGUAUCUAAGAUGGGGAAUGCGAAUGCAUACAUUAAACAUGAAGCAUCUGGAGAUACAAGCCUUCACUAUCUCUAAAUUCACCAUCACUAUCUCUAGACUUAGAAAUCAUUCACCAAUCAUUUGUUUUCUCAGAUGACUUGCUAAAUUGAUUUUACAGAGAUCCAUGCACUCAAACAUUUCCAUAGGGCUCCAUGCAGAGCAAUUGUGGCCUCUACUGGCAGGAAUGGGUUCUCACAGGUAAUGCACCUGUAGAAUCUAUUGUAUGUUGAUGGUACAAUACAUGAAGUCUGGCAUAAAGUUUGUUGUAAUUUAAUAAUAAUGUUGGUAUCUCACCCCUAAAACAGAGUAAUUCAACUAGACAUCUCAAAAAGGUUGAUAGAUAGAUGGAUAUAUAGAUGGAUAGAUAGAUAGAUCGAUAGAUAGAUGGAUCGAUAGAUACCUGUUAGAUAGAUAGAUAGAGAGAUGGCAACAAAUGUAAAAAUACUGUACAUAAAUAUGAAGAGAGAAGAGGAUUUUUUCACCGAUUAUCAUUCAAAUCAUUCAAACAUUACUGAAAUCAAAAUUGUAGGGCAGGCAGUCAUGUUACAAAGCUCUGAAAGCUUUGCAUGAUGGUAAGAAAAGUAAAGUUGAAAAUGCUCUGAAGUUAUGGUAUAUCUCUGUGGCAACACCAAUAACAUUCCAAAUGUAAAUACUGUAGUUUUUGCACACUGAAGUCCAAAAUUAAAUGUUUUGAGUUUCAUAAAGAUUGUAUGGACAGGCAUUGAUUGUAGAAAUGCUUUCUUUUAGGUGCUUAGUCAUAUUGCUAUGUAGGCUAAAUAUAGGACAAAUGGAAUAUUCACAACAUUACAAAUUUGCAUAUGUAACUUAAUGAAUAUAUUACCCAUAAUAAGACCUAAGAGCAGGGUUGGAAUUGUCUGCAUUAUUGUGCCUAUCUCCUCUUCUGUCCUUUAGUGUUUGCCCUUCGUAUGUCGGUAUCUCAUUUCGAUCACAUGCCUUUUGGACUUAUUGAGUGUUUUGUUGUCUAUGUUUGUCGUUUAUUCAUCUGUAUGUCAAAUGUUUGCGUACAGGUACGAUGGUGAAUACGCCACUCUGUCCAGGAUUUUGUUUUUGUUUGUCUGCAGCGCUUUGGGUGUGCACUUUGUGCGCUUUAUAAAUAAAAUGUGACUUGACUUGACAUUGACUGUUUUUCGCUGGGCUCAUCUUACUGUAAUAAACAUGCUGCAAUGCUGUUACUUUACAAUAAAUACACUUACAAACAA
This is a messenger RNA of Sardina pilchardus (European sardine), 3838 nucleotides long. Its product is annotated as butyrophilin subfamily 1 member A1-like. The transcript has 7 exons. Lineage: Eukaryota; Metazoa; Chordata; Actinopteri; Clupeiformes; Clupeidae. The record is from RefSeq and is a predicted model, not a curated record. The coding region runs from base 1171 to 1938 and encodes 255 amino acids.